Messenger RNA from Ceratotherium simum simum (southern white rhinoceros), 1376 nucleotides. The record is from RefSeq and is a predicted model, not a curated record. Lineage: Eukaryota; Metazoa; Chordata; Mammalia; Perissodactyla; Rhinocerotidae.
CAGCUUCUCGCUCGGGCCGCACCUGGUCGUGGUCCUCAGCGACUUCCGCAGCGUGCGCCAGGCGCUCGUGCAGCAGGCCGCCGUCUUCAGCGACCGCCCGCGCGUGCCGCUCGUGUCCCUCGUCACCAAGGAGAAGGGGAUCGUAUUUGCACAUUAUGGUCCAGUCUGGAGACAGCAGAGGAAGUUCUCUCAUUCAACUCUUCGUCACUUUGGCUUGGGAAAGCUUAGCUUGGAGCCCAAGAUUAUUGAGGAGUUCAGCUAUGUGAAAGAGGAGAUGCAGAAGCAUGGAGAAGGCCCCUUCAGCCCCUUCCCCAUUGUCAGCAAGGCCGUCUCCAACAUCAUCUGCUCCUUGUGCUUCGGCCGGCGCUUUGAUUACAACAAUAGUGAGUUUAAGAAAAUGCUGGAUCUUAUGUCACGAGCAUUAGAAAUCUGUCUGAACACCCAGCUCCUCCUGGUCAACAUAUGCUCCUGGCUUUAUUACCUUCCCUUUGGACCGUUUAAGGAAUUAAGACAAAUUGAAAAGGAUAUAACCACUUUCCUUAAAAAAAUCAUCAAAGACCAUCGGGAGUCUCUGGAUGUAGAGAACCCUCGGGACUUCAUAGAUGUGUACCUUCUCCACAUGGAGGAGGAGAGGAAAAAUAACAGCGAGGGUAGUUUUAACGAAGAUUACUUACUUUAUAUCAUCGGAGAUCUCUUCUUUGCUGGGACUGAUACCACAACUAACUCUUUGCUUUGGUGCCUUCUGUAUAUGUCACUGAACCCUGAUGUGCAAGAAAAGGUUCACGAGGAAAUUGAAAGGGUCAUUGGUCCUCACCGAGCACCGUCCCUCACUGACAAGGCCCAGAUGCCCUACACAGAAGCCACCAUCAUGGAGGUGCAGAGGCUGACUGCGGUGGUGCCGCUCUCCAUUCCUCAUAUGACCUCGGAGACAACAGUGCUCCAAGGGUAUACCAUUCCUAAAGGCACAGUGGUCCUACCCAACUUGUGGUCAGUACACAGAGACCCAGCCAUUUGGGAGAAACCGAAUGAGUUCUAUCCUAAUCGAUUUUUGGAUGAUCAAGGACAACUUAUUAAAAAAGAAUCCUUUAUUCCUUUUGGGAUAGGGAAGCGGGUGUGUAUGGGAGAGCAACUGGCCAAGAUGGAAUUAUUCCUCAUGUUUGUGAGCCUAAUCCAGAGUUUCAAGUUCGCUUUACCUAAGGAUUCUCAGAAGCCCAUCCUGACUGGAAGAUACGGUCUCACGUUAGCCCCACAUCCAUUUGAUAUAAUCAUUUCUAAGAGAUAAAGAACAUCUCCAAGAGAUGGUAAACAGAAGGUGAAUGCAUGUCCUUCUAAACAGCUUCUUCCUUCUGCAGUUGACAGCGGAUCCGGGUUAGGCU